Molecule: messenger RNA, 5145 nt
Organism: Fonsecaea multimorphosa CBS 102226
Lineage: Eukaryota; Fungi; Ascomycota; Eurotiomycetes; Chaetothyriales; Herpotrichiellaceae
Exons: 2
Coding region: 1-5145 (1714 amino acids)
Biological process (GO): regulation of ARF protein signal transduction
Molecular function (GO): guanyl-nucleotide exchange factor activity
Source: RefSeq, a predicted model, not a curated record
AUGGCCGCCGUCAAUGAUGUUGAGCGUAACGACGAUAUACACCGUCCCAGCGUCGCGAUGCCUCAGCCUUUUCCCUCGCAAAUACAGACCACGUCACCGGCUGCGAUGGACAUGGUCCCUGAUUCAACACUGGCGAUUGCAAUCGACCCAAUCGCCCUCAUUACGCAAGAAUGCAUAACGAUCACGUCUGCCAUGCGGAAACAUGCCCGCUGGGCGCAGUCUUCGGUGUCUGCAAUUCUGGGUGGAGGGGCUACAAGAUUGCAAGAGAAGGACUUUCUACGCUCAUCCUCGCAGAGUCGCCGGAGCAAAGGGCCGGUGAUUCUGGAUCCUGGCAUGGCCAGGCUGAACGUCCCCACCACCUCGGACGAUGAAAACUCCAGCCUGGCCAGUCGAUGGGGCCUACGAGGUCGGAAGGGCAAGAGCAUGCAGGAUAACCCCUUGUUGACUGCCUUUGCGCGUCUCAGAAGAGACCUGGCUGGCUGCCGAGACGUGGCUGUCGUGGAUGCUCCCGAAUUGUUACACCCUUUCCUGCAGGUCAUACGCAGUUCCUCGACGAGCGCCGCGAUUACUAGUCUGGCGGUGAUAUCAAUCACAAAGUUCUUUGCGUACAAUAUCAUCACGGUUAGGUCGCCACGAAUCUCUCAGGGUAUGCACCUUCUCAGUGCGGCAAUCACCCAUUGCCGGUUCGAAGCUAGUGACACGGCGGCGGAUGAGGUGGUCCUACUGCGCAUUCUCAGGCUCAUGGAGUUAAUCAUAUCAAGGCCGGAGGGCCAGCUGCUGGGCGACGAAAGUAUCUGCGAAAUGAUGAGCACCGGGUUAAGCAUGUGCUGCCAGUCAAGGCUGUCAGAGGUACUCAGACGGUCUGCUGAGAUGGCCAUGGUCACCAUGUGUCAGGUGGUGUUCAGCAGACUGAAGUCCCUGAAGGUGGAAGAGAUACCGAAGUCAAGGAGCCGGUCGAAUACGAGAACAACUCUGCUCAGUACCACCGAAGAAUUGAAGAUUGAACCGCCUAUGACGGGCAGCGUCAUGGGCAAUGGUGAACUAGAGAGACCGAGUGUUGAUGUUGAUGGGCGAUCCAGUGUCGAAGACGGUACUGGAUCCAAGAUUUCCAAAGAUCCGCAGAAUACCACGGCACCGGCGAGGGAAGAUGAGUUCGAUAGCGUGGAGCCAUACGCCCUACCGUCAAUCAAAGAGCUCUUCCGGGUUCUAAUCGACCUUCUAGAUCCACACGACAGAACACAUACAGACGCGAUGCGAAUCAUGGCCCUGAGAAUCAUUGACGUUGCCCUUGAAGUUUCUGGGCCUUCAAUAGCGAAACAACCUGUUCUGGCAGCACUAGUCCAGGACGACCUUUGCCGCCAUUUAUUCCAGCUCGUCCGAUCGGACAAUAUGGUCCUUCUGAACAGCUCUCUACGAGUCGCUGGAACAUUGCUGGCUACAUGUCGACAAUUGCUUAAGCUGCAGCAAGAGCUGUUCCUUUCCUACUUGGUCGCUUGCCUGCAUCCUCGUGUGGAUAUUCCCCAAGAACCAGGAAUCGAUCCGUCGCUGUAUGAGGGUGUGCCCCAGUCUCCUAAACUGGUGAAACCAGCACCAUCGCAGCCGAGCAGCGGUCGGUCAACCCCGGUACCGAUUAAGGAUAGGCAAAAGCUGGGACUAGAGGGUGGUACUAGGAGGCCGGAAGCCAGAGAAGCAAUGGUUGAAAGUAUUGGCACCUUGGUCCGCAUCCCUGGCUUUAUGGUGGAGCUCUUCCUCAACUAUGACUGCGAGGUCGACCGGCAAGACCUCUGCGAAGACAUGGUUGGACUUCUUUCAAGGAACGCCUUCCCAGACUCCGCUACUUGGAGUACUACAAAUGUGCCACCACUGUGUCUGGACUCAUUGCUGAGUUUCGUGCAGUUCAUUGCCGAGCGGCUUGAUCAGGAACUGCCAGCAUGGGCGCAUGAGCGGAUAGACACUUUACGUUUGCAGCGAGCAAGGAAGAAGAUUAUCAAAAGUGGUGCGUCCAAGUUCAACGACGAUCCGAAAGCAGGAGUGGCAUAUCUGGUCAGGAACGGCAUCAUAGCAAAUCCAGAUGAUCCUAUACAGGUGGCUCAAUUUUUGAAAGGCACCUCUCACGUUUCCAAAAAGGUGCUAGGAGAGUUUUUGACGAAGAAGUCGAAUGAACCACUGUUGAUAGCAUUCAUCGGGUUGUUUGACUUUGAAGACAAACGCAUCGACGAAGCUCUUCGGGAAGUGUUGGGAUCGUUCCGUCUUCCUGGUGAAGCGGCACUUAUCGAACGAAUCGUCAACAAUUUUACCGAAAAGUACUGCAGCACCGUCGCACCCGAGGAGAUUGCAGAUAAGGAUGCUGCCUUUGUCCUGGCCUAUGCGAUUAUCAUGCUGAACACCGAUCUCUACAAUCCUAACGUUGCAAAGACACAGAAGCGAAUGUCUUACGAGGACUUUGCGAGGAAUCUUCGGGGCGUCAACGCUGGGAAGGACUUCUCCCCGGAACUGCUGCAGGAUAUAUACGACGCCAUUAAAGAGAACGAGAUCAUUCUCCCGGACGAGCACGAAAACAAACAUGCCUUUGAGUACGCUUGGAAGGAACUCUUGCUGAAGACGCACGACGCCGGAUCUUUGGAGUUGUGUGACACCAACGCUUUCGACGCAGAAAUGUUCAAAGCUACUUGGAAACCGAUAGUGGCGACUCUGUGCUAUGUCUUCAUGUCAGCUUCCGAUGACGCUGUUUUCUCCCGAGUUGUGGUUGGAUUCGACCAAUGCGCGCAGAUAGCGGCAAAAUAUGGGAUUACUGAAGCCUUUGACCGCAUUGUCUACAGCGUCAGUCACAUCAGCGGAUUGGCUGCAGAAGUUCCUCCCAGCACCUCCUUGAAUACUGAAGUGCAAGUUGGGAAGAAGAGAAUCAUGGUCAGUGAAAUGGCCGUGAGGCUCGGACGAGACUUUCGCGCCCAGUUAUCGACCGUGUUACUAUUCAGAAUAUUACAGGGUCAUGAAGAUGCCGUCGGCGAGACUUGGAUUUACGUCGUGCGCAUUUUGAGGAACCUGUUUGUCAACUCCCUCAUCACGUUACCAAAGUUUGAGCAAAGCAGGUUUCAAAGCCUUGGCCAGAUACCUUUACAACCACCAUCACAAGUCAUCGACCGAGAUGGCCGACUCAGCGAAAGCGGCAUCUUCUCGACGUUUACCUCCUACCUCUCAAGCUAUGCCGCCGACGAUCCACCAGAGCCCUCGGAAGAAGAGCUGGAGAAUACACUUUCAUGUGUUGACUGUGUGAAGGCAUGUCGACCGGACAACGUCCUACAACAUGUGGCCUCACUUCCUACUUUCCAAAUCAAAAGUGUCGUGUCCACUCUUCUGUCUCAGAUGGAAGAACUGUCGCCAGUCGUGACCGUCAAGCCUGAACGCCCUAUCCCUGUUACUGUCAGGGUCAAUGGCCACCGAAUGCCAAAAGCUGGUCCCGAGUAUGACCCUGGCUCCGUUUUCCUACUUGAGCUCGCGACGCUGCUUACACUAAGAGACGACGAAACGAUCGCAGCGGCCGGAGAGCAACUCACCGGCUCCUUACAGAAUGCAGUCAGAGACGCCUCAAAUCUCCAUCCUCUCGCAGCGUCAAGGGUCGUGCAUUAUCUUCUUGAAUUAUUGCGGUAUAGCUACACCUACGACUUUAUGCGUGCCCCCGUCGUACUCCACGCGAUUUCAAGCUUCGAUGACGCUGUGCUUGACCGAACGGCCUCGACUAUAAUACAAGGGCUCUCUAAUGCCAUUGGUGGUCCUUCUGCACUGCGAAACGAGAUCACGAAAUCCCCCGACUUCUGGUCGACGUUACAGCGACUGCACCAGCACAAAACAGAAGCCGAGCGUGUAUUUGACAUUCUAACCCUCCUUUCUUCUCCGUCUCCGAGCAAGGCACAAGACCAACAAGCUCUGACCGCAGAUAAUUUUGAAUCAGCCAUUUCCCUUGCAAACGACUUUGCAUCUGCCGGCUCAAUCGGCUCCAUCCAAGAAAAGCGCCGUGACUUUGCUGCGAAACACGGCCGGCAAGCCAAGCCUGCAAAACCGGAAGACAUUGCGAUUGUCCAGCGGGCGAACAAAGCCAUCGGGUUGAUCUAUCAGCUGACCGGUCGUGUCCCGGGUCUGAUCGACCAGAGUCAUCUGGAGAGGAAUGAGGCUUGGGCUGCAUACUGGAGUCCGAUCUUUCGAGCCCUGUGCGCACAGUGUGUGAAUCCGUGUCGCGAAGUGAGACAUCGUGCACUGUCGGCUCUGCAGCGUACGUUGCUAUCCGAGAUGGUGGCGGAUGAGAAAGGCAGGGCGAAGAAGGACCUACAUACCGAAUGGACGGCCAUAUUCGACGAGGUAUUAUUCCCGUUGACGCUUAGGUUGCUGAAGCCCGAGAUAUACCAGUUGGAUCCGCCCGGCAUGAACGAGACGCGAGCACAGAUGGGCGGCUUACUCUGCAAGGUCUUUCUAAGGUAUCUCGACAGGCUGAACGAGAUCCCAGUGGUUCUUCCUCAUAGCGAAGAUGAUGAGGGGGAAGAAGGAAAUGGAGAGGAUGAACAGAAAAGUGAUGAGCAAGAUGAUGAUGAAGACCAGCAGCGGCAGCAGCAAAAGACCACCGCCACCACCACUACAGCAAAAGGUGGCCAACAAGGCAGUGGCAGUGGCAGUGGCAGUGGCAACAAAAUGACCGACGUCUGGAUCAAGACCCUCGAGCUUCUCGACCGCCUGAUGAAUGCCGGGACUGUGGUCGAACAGCAAGGCGACGCGCUGGCAGAAGCUGUCCGGGAAGGUGUCAAGAAUACGCUGCUCGUCAUGGACGGGGCGGGCUAUCUUGGUCGUCAGGAACAGGCUGCUGCUACCCCUCGCAGCCCACAACUCGCGCUCGACGAAAGUGCGGGAGAGGUUCAAAUCUGGCCCGAGACGGUGAGGCGCUUGGAUAGGUUUCUUCCUGGUCUGGUGCAGGAGCUGUUCCCACCCGAACACGAACCCGGACCUGAACAGACGUCUGCUGGUGGUACUCUUACCACUGGUGGUGAAGGCCGCGGCCGUGAAGACGAGAAUCGUAAACCGCCUGCAGGACAGAUGCCGCAACAGCAGCGGGGCAGUACAGGAUCACGACCGCAGACGAGGGAUGGCGAAAAGAGAUGA